Candidula unifasciata is the source of this 444-nucleotide messenger RNA. The record is from the annotation of a GenBank genome assembly. NCBI's taxonomy places the organism in Eukaryota, Metazoa, Mollusca, Gastropoda, Stylommatophora, Geomitridae.
AUGGCAGUUAAGCGAAUUCAAAAGGAGUUGUUAGAUCUUGGCAGAGACCCACCGUGUAACUGCUCAGCUGGACCUGUGGGUGACGACAUAUUUCAGUGGCAAGCGACAAUUUUAGGUCCGGCUGACAGUCCUUACCAAGGCGGUGUUUUCUUUCUCACUAUAACUUUUCCAACAGAUUAUCCAUUCAAGCCACCUAAGGUUGCUUUCUCAACAAAAAUUUAUCAUCCAAAUAUCAACAGUAAUGGCAGCAUAUGUUUAGAUAUCCUUCGAAGUCAGUGGUCUCCUGCCCUUACUAUAUCAAAAGUUCUCCUGUCCAUCUGUUCCCUGCUAACAGAUCCUAAUCCAGAUGAUCCUUUGGUACCGGAAAUUGCUCGAACAUUUAAGACCAACCGCUCAGAAUACAACAGACUAGCGAAAGAGUGGACAGCCAAGUAUGCAGAGUGA